CUGCGCCUCAAUAGCUUGCCUCCUUGACAACCAUCAGCAUCAGUUCUCUCUUCGCGAUCCGAGCACCGACGAACGAUAGAAUUCGUCCGCGCAUAUCAUCAAACUUCAAAAUGACGAUGGCAUCGAUACAGGACCGGACAAAUGAGUUCCGGUCCAUCCUAGGACAGGCCCAGAAGCGGAUGGCUUCCAGCAAAGUCGGCACUCAGCGCCAGGUCUUGCUUUCAGAUUCACAGCGCCGCCAAGCGAACGGGAGUCCGGAGAGUAUGGGAAAGAGGAGAUCGGAGUUUGCUAGGAGAGCGGCAGAAAUUGGGAGAGGUAUUACUGGAACGACUGCAAAAUUACAGCGAUUGGCCGAACUGGCUAAACGCAAGACACUUUUUGAUGACAGACCCGUGGAAAUCUCCGAGCUCACCUAUGUCAUCAAACAGGACCUGGCGUCCCUGAACCAACAAAUUGCACAAUUACAAGCCCUCACAUUAGCCCAACACCCUCGAGCAAGCCGAAAUAAAACGGACCAGGAAGGAGAGCAUAACGACAACGUCGUUGUCAUGCUACAAGGGAAACUGGCAGAUGUAGGCGCAAACUUUAAGGAAGUUUUGGAAGUCCGCACCAAGAAUAUUCAAGCAUCGCGUUCUCGCACAGAAAACUUUGUCUCUUCCGUGUCAUCCAAAAGUCAAGCACAGUUCGACCCUCAGAGGUCAGACUCACCUCUAUAUAGCGCACCACGCAGCAGGACACCGCAACCUGGUUUCCGCAAUGGUGGCGGUCACUCUUCUGAUCUCCUCACUCUUGAACCUUCCUCGUCUUCUGUGUUGGGUCAAUCCGCCUCGAAUCGUGGAGCAUCUGACCAACAACUCUUGAUGAUGGAAGAAGCGCAACCGGAAAACACAUACAUUCAAGCGCGAGGAGAAGCUAUCGAAGCCAUUGAACGGACUAUUAAUGAGCUGGGUGGUAUUUUCGGCCAAUUAGCGACAAUGGUCAGCGAACAAUCCGAAAUGAUUCAGCGGAUCGAUGCAAAUACGGAAGAUGUUGUCGAUAAUGUCGAAGGUGCACAGCGCGAGUUAAUGAAGUAUUGGUCACGAAUGAGUGGAAAUAGAUGGCUCAUUGCAAAGAUGUUUGGUGUUUUAAUGAUCUUCUUCCUUUUGUGGGUUUUGAUAUCUGGAUAA
Molecule: messenger RNA, 1166 nt
Organism: Talaromyces stipitatus ATCC 10500
Lineage: Eukaryota; Fungi; Ascomycota; Eurotiomycetes; Eurotiales; Trichocomaceae
Product: ER-Golgi SNARE complex subunit (Sed5), putative
Exons: 3
Coding region: 111-1166 (351 amino acids)
Biological process (GO): intracellular protein transport; vesicle fusion; endoplasmic reticulum to Golgi vesicle-mediated transport
Cellular component (GO): SNARE complex; endomembrane system; Golgi membrane
Molecular function (GO): SNARE binding; SNAP receptor activity
Source: RefSeq, a predicted model, not a curated record